Capsicum annuum is the source of this 965-nucleotide messenger RNA. RefSeq names its product abscisic stress-ripening protein 2. The transcript has 2 exons. NCBI's taxonomy places the organism in Eukaryota, Viridiplantae, Streptophyta, Magnoliopsida, Solanales, Solanaceae. Bases 409 to 741 code for a protein of 110 amino acids. The record is from RefSeq and is a predicted model, not a curated record.
GACAAUUAUAAGCUUCUUUAUUAAGGAAAUUAUAAGCAUUUCACAGUAAUAAUAUCCACCAGUCAAAACCUCACUUGGUUCUAAAUAAAUUAGAAAGAAUUAGUAUUGAAAUUUCUAACGUUCACACUUGUAAUUAAUAGUAAAUACUUCCAGAAGAAAUCAAACUUAAUUUUCUCUCAGAAAAUGAUAUACAUAAAAAUAUCAUAAGAAUUGAAUUGAUCAAGGUUCCACCUAAUACACGUACUGAUAUAGAAAUCCCUUUCACAACAUUUUCUCCUCACUCACGCCAGCUAAUAUUUUUGGAUAUCGCUACUAUAAAUAAUCCACUAGGAAAAAGUUUCUCAAAUCAAAAUAUCAACCACUUGUCUAUUGACAUUUUGGAAAAAUAUAAUUUUCACAAACACCAAUAUGGCUGAAGAGAAACACCAUCACCAUUUGUUCCACCACAAAAACAAGGAGGGUCCAGUUGAUUAUGCAAAAGAAGUGAAGCACCACAAUCAUCUUGAGAAGAUUGGUGAACUUGGUGCUGUUGCUGCUGGUGCUUUCGCUUUGCAUGAGAAGCACAAGGCAAAGAAAGACCCAGAGAAUGCACACAAGCAUAAGAUACAAGAAGAAAUAGCAGCAGUUGCUGCUGUCGGUGCUGGUGGAUUUGCAUUCCAUGAGCACCAUGAGAAAAAAGAUGCCAAGAAAGAGCUAAAGCAUGCUGAGGGAGGACACCACCACCAUCACCACCACCACUAAUAUUUUACUAUAUUACCGAGACGAAGAACAACACUUGUGUACGUGAUCAUAUACGUAUAUGUACUUGCCUAAAAUAAAUAAAGGAUACUAGCUAGUAUGUGUUUUAAUUUCUGUCCAGUGUGGAUUGAUCUGGUGUUUUUGUAUUAAUCUUGCCAUGUAAUGUAAGACUGUCUAUGGGGUAUAUUUUUUGUACUAUUUUUGAGUUAAUUCAUUCCUUUCUCUUA